AUGAGCCAGUCUAUCGGACGAGAGCCUACACUCGAUGAACUGGAUAGACUCCGUCAGUACACCGUGCGCGUGCGCAAGGUAGUAUUGGCGGAGGAUCAUUGGGGCACACACAGCCAGAUAAUAAAGUAUAUCGUUGGGCUAUUAGGUGAAUCCCUCUUCCCCAACCUUGUGAGCCUGGUCUGGGAAAACUUCGAAGUCGCAUGCAAGAGUAUGGUUGAGAUUUUGCCAUGCGUAGCCACCGCGACACUGCGCCAUCUCCAGCUCUGUCAUCUCUUCUGGAGCCCGCAACAAGAUGAAUUUGAGCGAGUAUUGCUGGCUGCUUCGUCCAUUCUCGCCUCAAAAUCACCUGAUAUUAGGCACGUCGAGCUUCAAGGAACUUCGUGGAACGUGUCAUAUGCAGCGCCAUUGAUUAGCUCGCUCAAGGCCCUUGACGUUCUCUCCCUCUAUCCUCCCGUUCAUCCUCAACAAGCCAUCGCCCUGCUGGAGGCUGGCCAUGACAUGACCAGUCUCAGCCUCAAUUUGCUUUCAUACCACCCCACCGAAGCCUGGCCUUCCAGUCGAAUAUGCUUCCGUAAUUUGCACAGAUUGUGCAUCACGGGGGACCCUCUUGUAGUCAGCCGCAUCCUUAGAACAUCCGAGUGGCCCGCCGUCAGGAUUCUCAAAGCAAUUAUCACUCAAGCCAGCGGAUCGUCACCUCCGCAGCCUGAUGUGCUCCAAUGCAUCGAGAGCAUUGCCCGAGCAUUCUCAAACUCGCUGUGGCAAGUCUCCUUAGCGUAUUUUGCAAGCCAUGUGACACUCAAACAGAUCCUCUGGCCGCUCCGUGAUCUGCAUCUUCUCCACGUUGUCGACAUAAACUUACCUAGAAUCCCGCCCUGUUCCUCCACUGACUUUCGCAAAGCUGGACUUGCCUGGCCAAAGCUGGAAGAAUUCCACCUCACCGGUAAUUGGGCGCCCGACUUUGACCAAGGCCUACAGGUCGUGCUCGAGCUAGCUUCCGCAUGCCCGCAGCUCCUUAUCAUCAGUUUACCUGCGAUGAGGCUCGUGCCUACUUCCGAGCUUAACACGUACAAUUUGUGGUUACAUGGCUUAGAGCAUGUCUACUUCCAUGGUCCGUCGAAGGACAAGCCAUAUAACGAUGACUUUGGCCCAGAUGAGAUGCGGCAGCUGGCAGUCCUCUUUGAGUCUAUGUUUCCGAAAUUGCAGCUGGAUGAAUUAUGCACGUCUAAGGGAGCAUCAUUGCAGCAGGAUUGGAGAAGGCUUUUAGAGGAUAUGAGCUCGGUUCGGCGUCAAGAAUGCAACUCCUAG
Messenger RNA from Fibroporia radiculosa, 1305 nucleotides. RefSeq lists its product as uncharacterized. The record is from RefSeq and is a predicted model, not a curated record. Bases 1 to 1305 code for a protein of 434 amino acids. Lineage: Eukaryota; Fungi; Basidiomycota; Agaricomycetes; Polyporales; Fibroporiaceae. The transcript has a single exon.